This is a messenger RNA of Lotus japonicus, 996 nucleotides long. RefSeq lists its product as uncharacterized. NCBI's taxonomy places the organism in Eukaryota, Viridiplantae, Streptophyta, Magnoliopsida, Fabales, Fabaceae. Bases 1 to 996 code for a protein of 331 amino acids. The record is from RefSeq and is a predicted model, not a curated record. The transcript has 2 exons.
AUGUGUCCUUUCAUGCUGAAGGAAAGGGAAAUUGGCUCUGAUGUACUUGAGUGCAAGGAAGUGGUUGCACUUAUUGAAAAGGCUGGACUGAUGAAGACCAUUCUCAAGGUGGGAAGGUGUUAUGAAAAACUGGUGAGGGAAUUUCUGGUGAAUCUGUCUGUGGAAGUGGGACUUCCUGAAAGUGUUGAGUUUAGAAAAGUGUUUGUCAGGGCAAAAUGUGUUGAAUUCUCCCCUGAUGUGAUCAACAAAGCACUUGGUAGAAGUGUUGUUGAGUUUAUUGAUGAGGAACUGUCCUUGGAUGUGGUUGCAAAGGAGAUCACUGCUGGUCAAGACAAGAAGUGGCCCACCAAGAAGUUGCUGUCUACAGGAACACUAAGUGUGAAGUACGCCAUCCUUAACAGGAUUGGGGCUGUGAAUUGGGUUCCUACCCAACAUACUUCUGGAGUUUCUACUGGUCUUGCCAGACUGAUCUACAAAGUUGGCACUUCUACUGAUUUUGAUUUUGGGUCUUUUCUGUUUGAACAGACUCUGAAGCAUGCUGAUACUUGUGCUGGGAAGCUGCCCAUCUCAUUUCCAUCUCUUCUUAUAGAGGUCAUUCUUCAACAGCAUCCUGAGAUUAUCAAGGCUGAUGAGGUGCCUUUGCCCAAGGGUGUUCCCAUUACCCUGGAUCAGCGAUUGUUUAUGGAGCCACAUGUCAUAGACAUUGCUGUUCCAUUUAGCAUGACUUCUGCCCCUGCUUCUGUGAGUGACUCUGGCAAUAAGGCCAUUAUUGCUGAACUAAUGGAUGUUUCUAAGGUUCUGCAUGAGACUAUUAGGAUCAGUACUGCAAGGAAGCUAAAGGUUUAUGUUUCCCUUCUCAAGCUUCAAGAGGAAGAAGGUCAAGAGGGUGAGCCAAGUGGUGCUGCUACUGCUCCUCAAGAUGCCAGCGCUGAAGAAGAGGGAGAAUCUGAAGAGAGUAUAAAAGAAACUGAAGGAGACUCCAGUUCUGAAGAUUAG